Molecule: messenger RNA, 2683 nt
Organism: Eptesicus fuscus (big brown bat)
Lineage: Eukaryota; Metazoa; Chordata; Mammalia; Chiroptera; Vespertilionidae
Gene: FAM171B
Product: family with sequence similarity 171 member B
Exons: 8
Coding region: 93-2474 (793 amino acids)
Source: RefSeq, a predicted model, not a curated record
GACGGGGGCGCAGGAGCGGAGCGGGCGCGGAGCCGCAGCCCAGGGCCCCCGCCCGCAGCCCGCGAUGUGCGCCGCGGCCCGCGCUGCCGGCCAUGGCGAGGCUCCGGCGCGGGCCCUGCGCGCUGCUCCUGGGCCUGGCGCUGCUGCUGCCCGCGCGCCCGCUCCCCGCCCAGCCCGGCCGCUCGGACCUCAGCCUCAUCCAGCAGCGCCAGCGGCCCAGGGACCCCGACCGCGACCGGGACCGGGACCGGGCCGCGCAGGACCCGCCCGAGGGGCCCGGGGCCUCCGCCUCCCCGGCGCCAGGGUCCGCGUUCACGCUGAAGGUCCAGGUGAAUGACAUCAUCAGCCGCCAGCCCCUGCGCCGGGCGGCGGUCGAGGUGUUUGUCAACCACACGAAGACGAACGCCACCGUGACCGGGAGCCGCGGCACCGCGCUGGUCCGCGUGCCCUACACGCUGGGCCUGGGGCUCACCAUCCUGGCGCACAAGGUCGGCUACGUGCUGGCGCCGCUGGCCUGGAGGCCCGGCCGGAUGCCAAUCUACUCAUCAGUGACACUUUCGCUGUUCCCGCAAAGCCAAGCGAAUAUCUGGCUGUUUGAAGACACCGUUUUGAUUACCGGAAAGCUAGCUGAGGCCAAAUCCCAGCCCAGCGUCCAGUUUUCAAAAGCCUUCAUCACACUCCCGGACAGCCACCACGUCAGCAACGUGACCGGCUACCUGACGGUCCCGCAGCAGUUCCUGAAGAUGGACAGUUUUCUGUACACGUCCGGGGGCGCGCCGGAUAAACCAGGUUUUGAAAGCAUCGAGCUGACGCCCCUCGCCGCGGUGUGCGUGAAGAUUUACUCGGGGGGCCGGGAGCUCCAGGUGGCCGGCUCCGUCCAGCUUUCUCUGCCGCUUCUCCACACCCGGGACGUGCGGGCGGGGGACCGCGUCCCUGCCUGGACCUUUGACAUGGACACAGGCACUUGGAUCAGUCACGGCCGGGGGACGGUCAAGGACGAUAACAACCAUUUGGUUUGGACGUACGACGCGCCGCAUCUGGGCUACUGGAUAGCAGCUCCGCUUCCGGGAACUAGAGGUCCGGGGGCCAGUGGAGACCCCAGGGACAUGGCUGCCUACCACACGGCGUUCCUGACGGCCAUCCUGGGGGGCACCGUCGUCAUCGUCGUUGGCUUCUUCGCGGUGCUGCUGUGCUACUGCAGGGACAGGUGUGGGCCCCCCCGGAAGAGAGACAGGCCCGUCACCAAGCUGGAGGCGCUCCGCCGGGACCAGACCACGUCCACCACGCACAUCCCCCACAUCGGCUCCGGCCAGGCCGCCCUGAGGGCCGAGGACCGCGCCCAGCCCCGCGGCGCCCGGAGCCCCGCGCGCAGCCCGCAGCGGCCCGGCCUGGCCCAGGCGGCGGCGGAGGAGCGCGUGGCCGUGGUGAGGACGCGGGACCAUUUCAGGCUCUUCGGGGCGGACGGCUCCUUCCUGCCCGCCCGGCCGCCGGCCCCGGAGUCCCGCGGGGGCGCCCAGGAGGCGGCGCGGUGCCCGGCGGGCCGCCCGGAGGGGUGCGGGCGCGCCCCGCUCCCCGAGCAGCUGCUGCACCUGUGCCGCCCGCCGCUCGCCCUCCUGCAGGGCGCCGACCUCUUCGCCCCGGAGCCGCGCCCCGCGGCCAAGGCGGCCACGCUGCCCCGGAAGGCGCCGCCGGGCUACGGGCCGCUGCGGGAGCCGGGCGGCCGCGGGGCCUUCGCGCAGACGCUGCCCAAGGGGCCCGGGCACGCGCUCGGCCCGCCCGCGGCCGCCGGGGAGGAGGGCGCCCCGCGCCAGGGCCCCGCGAGCCCGCCGCCCGCGGCCGCCGCCUGGGGGCGCUACCCCAGCAGCCUGCUGGAGUCGGUGUCGGUGCCCGGCACGCUGAACGAGGCGGCGGGGGUGGCGCCCUUCGCCGCGGAGCUGCAGGGCGUCUCGGAGCAGGCGCUGCGGGAGCUGAGCCAGGCGCCGCCCUGCCCGCACCCGCGCGCCUGGUUCGUGUCCCUGGACGGCACGCCGGUGGCGCCCGUGCGGCACUCCUUCAUCGACCUGAAGCGGGGCCGGCGCGGCCGCAGCGAGGACGCCAGCCUGGACUCGGGCGUGGACCUGCACGAGCCCCCCGCCGGCCGCCGGCUGGAGCGGGAGCGCACCUUCGUCCGCGCCGCCGCCGCGCCCCGCGCGCUCUGCCUGGAGGACCUGGACCUGAGCAGCAGCGAGAGCGGCACGGCCGUCUGCUCCCCCGAGGACCCCGCGCUGCGGCCCGCGCCGGACGGCGGGGGGCCCCUCCCCGAGCACCCCGCGGAGGGGGCCCCCGGGGGGAGGGGCGCGGGGGACGACCGGGACGACCGGGACGCCCACACCUCCCCCACCAGGAAGCGCGGCCGGCCCGGCCUGGCCAAGCGGGACAGCAAGACGAACAUCUGGAGGAAGCGCGAGGAGCGCCCCCUGCUCCCCCUAAAUUAGCCCGGGCUGGGGGGGGGGGUCCCCCUACGUGCCGCUCGUUCUCGUUUCUGGUGUAAAUUGCAGUAGGAACUUCUUGUUUUUAAAUGUUUUUAUUGAUGUCAGAGAGGGAGGGAGAGAGAACAUCAAUGAUGAGAGAGGACCAGGGACCGCCCGCCUCCUGCUCGCCCCACACGGGGACCGGCCUGUGGAGACGGCCUGCCAGGCGGGAC